GCACAAAAAAAGGUUCGAUAUCGAUACUGGUAAUGUUCCAAACCCAAGACAGCACAAGUUCAGACCGCCGUCGUCCCCGUUGAUCAGCAAAAAUGGCAGCAAGAGCCGAGAAAAAUGACCUCAACCUUAUCUUAGUUUCCCACCUCAACACCAUCCACGAAACCCUCCAAGUUUUGGAUUUAACACCUUCUUCUUCUUCUUCCUUCGCUAACAAAGUCACCUGGGAUGACGUCAUUAAAAUGUCUGAACAAGUUUCCAAACAAGCCACCACAGUUGGAAUGCUUUGGACCGGAGAGAAGCCGGAGUCAAAAGCAGUUGAGGAAAGUAUGACAUCCUACUUCAACAAUCUACAAGGUUUCCUCUUGAUUUCUCAUGGCAGCAUGGUAGGUGCAGGCCCUACCUUGUCUUCCAGUAUUCAUGAAUCUGUCAAUAAUGUUGUUGAUUCCAGCUUCAGGUUGAUGAAGGAAACUGUCUCUUUAUACGGAUCCCAUCGCGAAGAGCUUAAACAAUCAGUUCCGCAACUGGUAGGUACUGUAUGGGAAGCGUGUUCUGCGCUAAAAAAGACUCCUACAACAAAUAUUACAGCAAUUGGGCGCAGAAUGACAAAGGUCGCAGUUUCAGUAAAGGACGUUCUACGCGAGAUGAAAGAAUUGAAGCCAGAUUCUAGUGAUGAUCCUGUUGACAAUAGUUGUGCAGAAACAGAGUCUGAACCAUGCAAUAAUAAUUCAAGUGACGGUGAUAUAGGGAACGACCUAUCACCUGAAGAGAUGAAAGUGGCUGAAAGAGCCAUUGCAGUUGUGUCUGACACACUUUCAGUCCUGAAAGAACUUAUUCGCUCCAUCACAGGCUUGAUUAAGAUGGAAAAACCAAAUGACAACAGCAGUUUUGUAGAUUCACUUGAAAAAUUGUUGCAGCUUUGUCAAGAACUUGGCCAACAGAUUGAUGAGAUUGGAGCUUGCCUCUAUCCCCCACAAGAGAUUUCUUCCAUUGAGGCGGCAUUGGAGAAAAUCCACAGCACUAUUGAUGUUAUGCAGGCGGAAAUAGGUGGAAUUCAAGGUGCAUCAGAUGGAUUUCUAGAGACAUGCAAUGGUUUGAGGAGCUCACUGAGAGAGCUCGAGUCUGAACUAAGUAACUCUAGUACUGCUGACGUAGAAGCCAGGGUUGAAAGUAUAACGUUAACUGAUAAGUAGACUCUUCUGUUGGUACCAUUUUUGUGUGCAAGGAAUUUGACUGUGUAGAAUUUCUGAAAUGACCCUUUUGAUUGAUAAUUUUGUUUACAUAAAUACAAGUAUGCUUUUGUUUCUUGUAAAUGCUCGAGAGUAGCGACAAUUGAAAUUAACGUUGCUGCAAUGUCUCAUUUAAGAUUUAUUACUAAGAGUGAUCGCAAUAGAUCAAAGUAACUUGAAUUUA
This is a messenger RNA of Cicer arietinum (chickpea), 1410 nucleotides long. RefSeq lists its product as uncharacterized. The record is from RefSeq and is a predicted model, not a curated record. Lineage: Eukaryota; Viridiplantae; Streptophyta; Magnoliopsida; Fabales; Fabaceae. Gene Ontology annotation, cellular component: nucleus.